AUGGACCUCACAGAGAAAGGAGCAGCAGAAUAUCCAGAACCAACCAAAGCUGCGAUCACUCAGCGAACAUUGCCCAAAUACCCCAUUCCAUGUGUUCGCAAAUGUGAUGAUGAAAAUGUUGAUCAUCUGACUGAUUCCUCUAUUCAAUCAGGACCACAAACUACCUCCCCCUUGAUUUCAGCACCAGCGAUCCCCUGUGAUACUCCUGGGACAGCUCAUAACACAAGACUGGUGACUUUUAAAGACAAAAACCUGUAUCCCUCUGAUGUUCUGAAAGAAAAGACCGAUCUCACACCAACAAAAAAGAUUUCAAGAGUAGACAAAGAAAAACAUGGGGAGGCAAAAGUAGAAGUAACAGACGAGGAUAUUAAUGAUACCAGGAUGCUGCAGAGUGUAAGGGUUUCUGAUGACAUUGAGGCUCCAUUUAAAGGCAGUCAGACUUGUGCGGUAUCAUCAAGCGUGAUUCAACCCGAAAGAGACAGUCCAAAACAGAGACCAAAGUACACAACAGUCAACUAUGGGGAUCCUUCAGUCAAACAAACAUAUAAACCCAAAGUCAUACGAUUCACCGACACCUUUACUUUCUAG
Xyrichtys novacula (pearly razorfish) is the source of this 588-nucleotide messenger RNA. NCBI's taxonomy places the organism in Eukaryota, Metazoa, Chordata, Actinopteri, Labriformes, Labridae. The record is from the annotation of a GenBank genome assembly.